Orcinus orca (killer whale) is the source of this 1112-nucleotide messenger RNA. It is a transcript of the gene LY6G6F, whose product is annotated as lymphocyte antigen 6 family member G6F. The record is from RefSeq and is a predicted model, not a curated record. The coding region runs from base 1 to 900 and encodes 299 amino acids. NCBI's taxonomy places the organism in Eukaryota, Metazoa, Chordata, Mammalia, Artiodactyla, Delphinidae. The transcript has 6 exons.
AUGGCUGACUUAUUCCUCCUCCUUCUGUGCCUACAUGGGCUCCCCCAGGCCGCUGCAGACAACAUCCAGGCCAUCUAUGUGGCAUUGGGGGAGGCAAUGGAGCUGCCAUGUCCUUCACCACCCACCCUGCAUGGAGACGAAUUCCUGUCCUGGUUCCGCAGUCCUGCAACAGGCUCCUCCACUGCUUUAGUGGCCCACGUCCAAGUAGCCAGGCCAGCCCCAGACCCUGGGAAGACUGGAAGGGAAUCCAGGCUCAAACUCCUGGGAAACAACUCUCUGUGGCUGGAAGGGUCCAAGGAGGGAGACGCUGGGCGGUACUGGUGCGCCGUGCUGGGUCAGCGCCACAAGUACCAGAACUGGAGGGUGUAUGAUGUCUCCGUGCUCAGAGGAUCCCAGUUCUCUGCGAGGGCUGCAGAUGGAUCCCCCUGCUCUAUCCUCCUGUGCUCUGUGGUCCCCACCAGACGCCUGGACUCUGUGACCUGGCUGGAGGGGAAGGGUCCUGUGAGGGGGCGUGUGCAGUCCUUCUGGGGUGAUGGAGCUGCCCUGCUCUUGGUGUGUCCUGGGGAGGGGCUUCCUGAGCCCAGGGGACGUAGACCAAGAAACAUCCGCUGCCUCAUGCCUCAGAACAAAGGGGUCAGCUUUAGCCUGGCAGCCUCCAUGGAUGCCUCCCCGGCCCUCUGUGCCCCUUCCACAGAGUGGGGUGCACCCUGGAUCCUGAUGCUGCUGCUCACAGUGGGCCAGGGGUUCACCAUCGUGGUCCUCAGCGUCAUGCUCUGGAGGCGGAGGGUCCAGGGGACUAAGCACAGAAAUGCCUCGUUUCCUCAGUUCAAACCCGAGAUCCAGGUCUAUGAGAACAUCCAUUUGGCCCAUCUCAGGCCACCUGCCCCUAAGACCAGGUGAUCUCAACGACAUCUGCUGGGAAGUGUGACCUGCUGUCUCCCUGGCCAUCUGGCACCUGAAAGAUUCCCGAAAACCUUGGCAAGGGGGCAGGGGCUGGGAGUGCUACUUCACAGUCCAGCUGGUCUCCAGCAGCCAAGCUUUCUGUGUGUGUGUGUGUGUGUGUGUGAAGGGGCUGGGGGCUGAAGGAAAGGAGAAGCAUUAUUCUGUGAUGU